AACAACUAUAAUUUAUAUAACUAUAUAUUAAAAAAUAUAAUUUAUGUUACAAUAUUUUUAAAAAUAAAUAUUACUAAAUUAUUUGUCUUAACCUAACCCAUUACUAAAUUAUUUCAAUAAUAAUAUACAAAAUUUGUAGUAAAAAGAUGCAAAUUUUCAAAAUUCUACAUUACUAAGUACAGAUUUUUAGACUGAUUUAAAUAUAUUCUCUUAUUAAAAAAUUUUGCACUAGCGAAGAAGAAUUAUAUUGAACCGUAGAAACUAUUCAACAGAAAGGCAGAGAAUAUACACAGCAGUGGUGGCAGCAAUGACGGACUUGUGAAAAAAGUGUCGCUAAGAUUGCAUAUAAAAAAAAAAAAUCUGCAGUUAUUGGAUGAUCACAACUUUAUUUUAUUAAAUAGGUUAUAAUCCUUAAGGAGAGAAAUAUGGAAGCAGAACCUUUAGAACUCGAAGAUGGUGAAGUUAUAGAUGAUGAGGCAAGCGAUAUUGAAACGUAUAAUGUUCUGAAAAGACCUCAUGCAAUUCCAAAUAAAGAAGAGAAUAUAAAAAUGGGCUAUAGUGAUGAAUCUGAUGAUUCUGCGGAUUCUGAAAGCGAUUCUGAUUCAGAUUCUGGACAUAUCAAAAGCAAAAGACCUAAAUUAAAACUGAGAAGAUCUCGAAGUAUGACAAAAAAUUGCUUGGACAAACGUGACAAAUAUAAAAUAUGGUGUACACAAUUACAAGAGGAAUCUUUAACAGAAAAUUUAAUAUUAUGCGGUGUAACGAAAAAACAGAAUCAAGAACGCAGCGUUGAAAGUUAUAACAUUCCGCAUCGUUAUUCUUUCAAUGGUACGUGGAAUACAGAACAUCGCAACAAUAAUAGUUCAGAAGAUGAAAAAGAUGGGGACAAAAGGUUAACAAAUAAAAGAACAAAUUCAGAUAGGAGUAAUGUUAGGUUGAGAUUAGGAAAAAAACGUAAUCUAAUGGACAUAGAUAAUCAAAAGGGAAUUACACGAAAGAUAGCAGAUUUAACUACAACGGUCGAAUCAACUGACGCAGCUGUGGCAAUUGAUAUAACGUCAAAACUUAAUGAGAAAAAAGAUCUUCUUAUAAGGAGAAUUGUAGAUAUUAUUGGUAAGGAGAAAGCCAUUGAUUUUUUUCAAAAAACCAAAAAGAUUGAAGAAGGAGGUGGUAUGUUAAUAAUGAACGGAUCUAGAAGAAGAACUGCAGGAGGUGUAUAUUUGUGGUUAGUGAAAAAUGAUGAACAUAUACCACGAGAAAAAAUAAGAGAGAUUUUUGAUUAUGAUAAAAAAGAACACACCGAACAGAGGAAAGCCAAUGCUGCUGCGAAAAGGCAAAAAUCACAAGAAUUGAUAAAGUGUCUCGAAAAUGGUUCAGAAAAAGAUCUUCCUGCCUUAUUAACAAAGGCAGAACUUUCUACAAGAGAAAUAGCAGAAGAAGCCAGAUUAAGACGUGGAGAGGGAAUGGAUAGAAUGCCAGUCGAUUCUGAUCGGACAAUGACUAAUCCGCCUCCUAGUCCUGUAACAGAUGAUCCAGAUCAUUCAGAACAUCAAAGGCAUGUUCAAAAUUAUGAUGACGAUUUUCUUGACAUUGGAAUAGACAUAGACAGUAUGGAAGUUCUUUAAAAUAUUAAAUUUUUUUUUAAUAGAUGUAUUGCGCAAAUAAUUUGUACAAAAGUUAAAAAAAAAUUUUAAUCUUUACAAAAUAUCUAUACACAUAUAUUAUGUGAAUACAGUUCACGUAAUUUGUACGUUUGCCUACAAUAUACACAAAUAAAAAUUAUAGAUCAAAUCAAUUACAACGACGUUCCACAUUGUGAUAAAAUAAUUUAUCAAAUGUACAUAUUAUGGUAAUAUUGUAAUUUUCUCAGAUUUUGGAAAGCAAAAAAAUAUUUGUAUACUCUUUUUAUGUUUCAUUUACCACAUUUAUAUUUAUUAUUAAGAUAGAUGUAAAAAAAUGUAAGAGACAAAAAUGAAAUUUCAUAAAAAUUAGUAAUGUAACAUAUAAAUAUUUAUGUUACGUCAUUUUUAUGAAAUUUUCAUUGUUAAAGAUUGUUUCAUGUAUAUAAAAGUCAUUAUGAUAAUAAAUACUGGACUAUUUGUACUUUGUAUAAUAUAUUGAACAAGUUGUGUCUCAUAUAUAAAAUUUUACUUUUUAUAUAAAACAAUUCAGUUUUUAAUUAAUAAUGUUAUAUAACAUUGUUAAAUUUAGAAGAUUUAAUUAAAAUAUUUUAAUUUUGAUUAAAUUUUUUAAAUGUAUUAACAUAAUUAUAUACUUAAAAUAAAUAGUUAUUUAAUUAUUUUACAAAAAUAAAUAAUUCUCAUACUCUUAUAACUCUUAAAAUUGAAUAAAAUAAGACUGAAUUAUUUCAAAUUUUUACCCAAUUGGAUUUUUAAAAUUUUAAUUUGUAUUAAAUUUGGCAUAUAAUUUUAAAUGUGUUAAUAAUGGUUUUCUUUGUCAAUUUUAUGGAAUUUUAUGGAUCGGUCUGAAAAUUUGAUUUUCUUCACAUAUAAAAUCAUACAGUAUAAGGGAAACAAUUUAUAUAAAUUAUAAACUUAUAUUUAACUUUGGGUAGAUAAAUAAAUGAAUUGACUUUUCAAAUUUUUGUUUUUUGAAACAAAUAAAAAAUCAUAGAUAGUGUAUAUAUAUAUAUAAUUAUACAAAAUAGGACAUUAAUAUUAUUUAAUAUAUUUAUUCUUUUAUAUAUUUUUAAACAUAUAAUAAAUGUUAUAUGUAUAAAAAGAAAUAGUUCUUUGAACUAUUAAAAAGAAAUAGUUAUUGCUAUUAUUUAAUGAGCAUUUCUUUUGUUUUAUGUUAUUGAAGUAAUAUUUUAUAGAUUAACAAAUAUAAUUAAUUCAAAAACUUGUAAGGCAUAUCAUUUUGUAAAUAAAUUUUAUAUACAUAUGUAUGCUGUGUAUGUUAUAUACAUAAAUAUAAACAUAUAUAAUUUGUGAAAUAGAAUAGAUAUAUAAUUUGUUUUAUGAAAUACACAUCUAAAUAAAUUUUAAUAAUAUUUUAAAAACAGUUCUUUUCAUAAACUCAUUUUAUUUAUUUCUAUAAGAUUUUAUAAAAUUGAAAAGGAAUAUAAUUUAUAUUUUUAUAUUUAAUUCAUAAUUUAUGAUUAUUCUUCUGUAACAUGUUCAAUCAAAUAAAUAAUGAAAUAUAUUUCCUUUAUAUUUUUUAAUUUUCAAUUACUGCUUUUUCGUGCUGCAAAAAUUUAAAUACAUAGUUUUUUAUAAAAUUGAAAAAUUAAAGUUAUAAGAAUUAUAAAUAAUCUAAUUUCAUACCCUAAUUUCCAUACAUGCAUGUACUGCUAUUUAGUUGAAUAUUGUUCGCACUUGCUUAUUUCUAUUUACAUAUUUGGAUUUUCUUAUUAUGAGUUUUGUAACACGAAGUCAUUUAUAUAAUUGGCGGAAACAAGUUUAUAAUUUAAAAGCUGAUGAUUUUUUAGAUCGUAAAAUACAUAUUUUAUCAUUACAUAUUUAUUUGGCAUAUAUUUACUCAGUGGAAUUUUGAACUAAAAUUUAAUAACAUUAUAUCUUUUUCAAAUAAAGAUAAUUACAUCAUUUUUUUUAAUAAAGAGAGCAGUAUUUCGCAUCUUUCUUUGACCUAUAGAAAGAUAUUAAAUAUAUAAUAUAAAUAUUCAAAAUAGAGAAUAAAGUGAAAUUAAUAAUAUACAUAUUCAAGAGUAUAAUAUAUACAGACUUACUUGAUCAAUUGUACGAUUUCCUAAUGUUUUACUAACCAAAACAAGUGAAUUUUCAGAAUAUUCUUUUUUAACAGUUUGCAAUAGAAUCAUAUCUUCCUGUCGUGUCCAUGACUUAGUGUUUAGAUUAGUAUUUGAAUCAACAAUAUUGUUAAUUUCAUGAGAUGAAUCAAUCUUGCUUACAUUAUCAUUCGACAUUUUUAUUUCCACAUCUGACGUAUUAUUUUCUAUUAUUUCCUUAGAGUUUUUAUAAUUGACAAACAAACAUUCAUCCGAUUUCACAUCAGGAACGACAUUUGAAUUUUCCAAUUUUAUUUCUUGUUUGUCAAUUUUUUUCUCAUUUUUAGUUUUACAUUGAGAUAUACGCAUUUUUUUCGUAUUUCUAUUUAUAUGAUUCAAUUCAUUCCUAGAUCUUUUUAAGUCUUUUUUCUGAUCUGUAGAUUUUGAUGGAGAUUUUAUAGUCCUUUUAGCUUUUAUAAUUAAUUUUUCUCCUUCUUCGUUUUCUUUGACAGGUGAAUUUUUUACUAUGCAAGAUUUUUGAUAUUGUUCAUCAGCAUGAAAUUCAUUCUUUGAAGACUUCUUUCGUUGUUUGGAUGAAAUGGAUAAAGCAAAUUUAUCAGUAGUUUUUAAAGAUACACGUGCAAUAUUUUCCAAUUUUUCUUCUUCAGCUCCAGGAAAAAUAAUUUUUGCAGGUCUUAAACCUUCAGAUGUUUGAAGGUAAAUUUUCCCGUUGAGGAACUAUUUUUUUAUGUAAAUCAUAAAUUUUUUUAUUAAAAAUAUGUUAAACAGUUCCAUAAUGAAACAUAUGAAACAUUAAUUUUUAUUUUAAAAAGUUAUUAAUAAACAUUUGAUGUACAUUUAUUAUAAUUAAUUAUAAUUCAUUCUUAUAUUCUGCUUCACUUCAUUGCAUAUUUCAGAUUGUUGUAAAAAUUAUUGUUGUAAAAAAAUAAAUAACAAAAAAUUUUACGUACCCUUGUGCCACAAGACACGCAAUGUUCAGAAAUAUUUUUAUAACUGGAUUCAUCACUACUAUGACAGUUGCAUUUACAGUUUUCUCCACCAUAAGGAUCUUCUUGAAAUGAUAAGACAGGCAGUUCUAUAUUUUCAUAUAAUUCAGGUGCAUCUUCGGAAUAAAUUUUACUUUUAUCAUAUGGCCCCACUGGACACGUUAAGUUUUCAAACAUGUGCGAUGCAAACAAACUAUAAGAUAAUAAAUAUCUACAAUUUUCUUUUCAUUAAUAUAUAUAAUAACAUUAUUAUUUGCAUUACCUUUCUGGAGGCUUAGCAGUUGGUAAUAUUUGUAAAAAUAAAUCCAUAAUCAAAGGAUGUCCUUUGAGUAUAGAACUCAUAGUUGCAUGAAUAUGCUCUAAUGUUGUCUGUGGAUUAGAUGAAAGUUGUGUAAUAGCUUGCAUCAUUUUUGCUAUCCGAGAAGGUUGUUUAGCAAAAUAUAUUUGAGCUACAUUAACAAAUUCAUUCAUCUUUUGAAGCAUUGUAUACUCUACUGAUUUAUCCAGCAUUGCAGCUUGAUGUGGUUUCAAAAACAAUAAAAAAUCUGUACAAAGCUCAGGAUAUUCCCGUAAAUUUUUACAUAUAUCGUGAUAUAAAUUAAUAGUUAUUGUAUCUUUUGCAGCUUUUCUCAUAAUUCGUUCAGUAUGCAAAGAUCUUGCUGAGCUCGAAAAUGAUAAUUCGUUUUCCAUCUGAUUAAUGUUAUCUAAUUUUUCAUAAUAAUCUAAAUAUAAUUUUAUUACGGACCGUAAUGUUGCUGGAUUAUUAGAUUCUAAUGUCAAGUGUAAUUUCUGAAAGUAUGAUGCUGCAAACUCUAUAUAAAAUAAUACAAAUUAAUGUUACAUUAAACUAAAAUAAAUUAAAUAAAAUGUAUUAAAGUUAUUGGAUAAGCACGUACUUGAACUUCUUUCUUCUUCAUUUAAUGGAUUUUCUGAUUCCAAAAGUCUUUUAAUGUUUUCUAAUUCCCUAGCUUCUUUAGCUUUCUUUCUACUAAUAUAAUCUUUUUUAAUAGUCGUGCUAGCUAACAUUAGUUCUGCUAUUUCAUCUUCAUUGUCCUAUAAUGAAAUAUUAAAAAUGUUAAUUUUAUUAUUUUAUUCAACAUUAAUCUUGAAAUCAAUGAUAAUUUUACUUACAAGCAUAGACGAAUCUGAUGAUUUUUCUAUAUUUUUAUUUACAUCAUUUUUUUCUCUGGAUUUUAAGGCAUUGCAAUUAGAUAAACCUUUUGGUCCUAAUACUUGAGCCAUUAAUUUCAUAUUUUGAGCACUUUUUGUUUUUGCUAAUCUAGGAGUAGUCUUCCGCAAUUGAGGUAAUUCUUGUACUAUUUCAGAUUUUUUAGGAAAUUUCGAAUGUUUUAAGGUAAUUGAAUUUGUGGAUAUAUCGUUUUGAACUUCUUUUAAUUCAUUCAUAUCUUUCUGGUUCCCUUUUUCUUCUUGUGUGGUUAUAAUUUUUAAAUAAUUACUAUGAUGCAAUGAACGUUCUUUAUUUAAUGCAUAUAUAUUAUGUGAUUUAAUAUUAUCUCCAUUAUUUGAUAUAUUCUUAAAGACUUCAGAAUUAGCAUUUGCAUCUGUGCAUAAAUUAUUUUUUAAUGUGUUUCUAGUUGUUUUCUGAUUUGCAGGUAAUAUUUUUGGUAAUGUAUUAUUUGCAGGUAAUAUAUGUGAUAAUGUAUUAACAGGCUGGUUUUGUGCACAAAGAAAGUGAGCUUUAGAAAUAGUAAUUUGGUUUCUAUUUCCAUUUCCAUUUAUAACACAAUCUUUAUUUAUAUCAUUAUACAAAUUAAGAUUAUGUUUUCGCUUUAUCAUAUCAAUUCUCUCUUUCGUCUAUAUGAACAAAUAUAACAUUACAAACAUGUAACUAUAAGAUCAGACACGUAAUUCAUAUCAAUAUUAUUGUAGCAAAAAAUAUUUUAAGGGAGAUACAUUCGAUGUUUUAUAGGAUAUUUAUCUUUGAACAUUGAGUUACAUUUUUUUAUAAUAAUAAUGAUGGAAAUUAAGAUAAUUAAGUACCACGUCCUGUAUGAAAAAUAACUAAAAUAAUAAAACUAUUAAAUAAAAAGAAAAUGUAAUAAUAUAAAACAUCGAAUAUGUAUAUAAAUAUUUAUAAAUUAAUCAUUAAUUACUUACAUUAUUAAGGUAAGUUUGCCAAAUUAAAGGUAACAGAUUUAUUGAUUGAUUUUUAGGUGCUUUCAGAUCACAUUCCAACGUUAUAUAAUGUAUUGUUCUAGGAGCACAAUUCUUUUCAAAAUAAUGCUGUGAAAACAUAUGUUUAAUCAAAUCUUAUUAAAUUGAAAAUAUCAUAUUGCUUAUAGAUAUAUUAUUUACUUUUAUUGGAUUUGCAUCUUUUGCAUUUCGACAUUUUUUGAUGUGAUAUAAUAAUCCUUCAGGUUCUCUACAUGGUACUAAAUAUUGAAUAAUUAAUUUUACUGCAUCAGCUAACUGAAGAUUUUUACCCUUAAAUUUUCUUGAUUUAGAUGCAACAAAAGGAAGAAACUGUUCUAAACCCAAUGCAAUUAAACUAAAAAAGCAAACCAUUAUACUAUAUCCAUAAUAUGUUUUUUUUUACAUUAUAUAUUAUUCACUUACUUUUCUUCUGAUCUUAAAUAUGGAGACCGCAUAAACUUAUUUAAUUCACUUCUGAACGGCAUUUCAGGCAAGAGUUGUGGAUACAUCAAAGCUUUACUUUCCAUAAAUAAUUUUUGUAAUUCUGGAUAAAAUUUAGGAAUAUAUUUACAUUUAUUUAUUUUUUUUACUGCUUCUUCAUCUGUCAUAAUUUUUUUGAAAUCCUCAGAAAAUUUAUUAUCCAAAAAUUUAUUUUCCCAAUCAGAUACUAAUUUUAAAGCAUCUGGUAAAUUUGCCACAUUGAAUGCAGAAUUAGGUCCAUUAGUCAAGUAUCUAAUACAAAUUCAAUACAUAUUUAAUACACAUUUAUUUACAAACUGAUUGUAAACUUACUUUAUACUAUUUAGAUUUUGUUUGCAUGUUUUUGAUUGCAAAUGUAAGUCUGGAUGCAUAUAUGUCAUAGCAAAAUGUUGCACCAUUAAUUGUACAUGUUGUCGAAAUUGAACUGCCAACAAUUCUUGUUGAUUUGAAUUCAUUGAAUUGAGAAGUUCAGGUUCUUUGUAAGUAGGUAAUAAAUCUGUUACAGAACAAUUCUAAAUUCCACAAUUAAAAUUGCAAUAAAAUUGUAUUUUUAAUUAACACUCGGACGGAAAUCUAUCGAGCAACUACGUAAGUGACAGUGUUUAAGUCCGUUUGAACCAACUGUAUGCUUUUUUUUUGGCUUAAAAUUGAAUACAUCUUUUGAGAAAUAGUGCCUUUGUUAUAGUUUUAACAUAAAUAAACAAUGAUUCGCACGGAUUAUUAAAUGUUGUAUGUCUAUAGCAGAGUGCAAAUGAACCUGGAUACCGUCCGAAUGUUAAGUACAGUAAUUAUGCUACUAUCUUACCAUAAUAUUGUUUUCACUUGAAAAAUUUGUAUUUUCUGGAGACCUUCUUUUUUUUGAAAUCUCUUGUUCUUGUUUUGAAAACAUGUCUGUAAACUCAAAUAAUUCUGCAAUCAAGUUAUUCAAUUCUUUGCGAGUAAUUUUUACAGCUUUGUCAGCUCUCAAUUCUUCUUUAUCCACUGUAAAUAUAUUUAAAUUAUUUUAAUAUUUUAUAAAUUUAUUUAAUAGUCUAUUGAAGGACUACACUAUGUAUAUCUUUUUUUAUUAUACAUACAAAACUCUGUUUCUUCAUCUAAAAUAUUAUAUUCUGGAUCUGCUUCCGAAUCAUCUUCCACUAUUGGUUCUUGAGUUAAUGGUUGAGUAAAUUCUUUUAAGAAAUUAUCCCAAUCUUCAUCUAGUUCGCAAUCUAAGUCAUACAUAUCAGUGGUUAUAUCUGGUGGUAUGAACGCUUGUUCAAUUUGUUCCAAAGGUGUUUCACUUAAACAAACUUUUGAACGAGUUCUUUGACCAAUACUUUCUUCUUCUGUUGGAACAUAAGGAAUCCUAAAAAAAAUUAUAUUAAAGAAAUUAGGAUUCUAUCAGUAUAAUUUAUAUCAUUAUAUAUAUUAUUUAAAAAUUUCUUAAAUAUGUUAAUCUACCCAGGAAUCUUGAAAAUUCCUUCAGGAUCAAUCUGAGGAUCAGGUGAUUCUUGCUCUGGAUUGUAUUCUUCAUCAGAUGAAUCUUCUGGUAAUUCUUCUUCGAUUAACACUUGUACUUCUGAUGAAGUCUUCUUCACCGGAGUAAUUGGCCAUGGUAUAUUAACUUGAGCGGCUGCUAAUUCUCUGUAUUAAUUAUAGAAUAUUUUUAUUCAAUGAAAUUAUUGUACAAUUAUCGUACUAUUAUUAUAUAAAUGUAUAAUAUAUUUUAUCAAACUAUACUUGGCCUUUGCUCUUGUUAGUUUUGGUUCAAAAGAUAUAUCAUCUUCUGUAUUAUGGAGACGAUUUUUAGUCAUUGCUAUUAUGUAUUUGUUAUGUUUCUAUAAAUAUAUGUAAAACGAUUGACAAUUCCGUUUACUAUCAAUAGAGGACUAAUUCUUAUCUGUUCCUUUAAUUUAUAUUUCUACUGUGUUCUAAAAUACAUUCUUUCGUUGUACGCGUUUAUAAUGGAACUACAGUCCUUAUAUGAUGUAUAUAUAUGGAUUACUGAAUUUCGUAUGAUGCGUCAACUAUGGCUACUUACUUUUUUCUCCGCAAAACUCCGCGGAAAAUUUAAAUGCCGUUACAGUAAAUAAAAUAUGAUUUUGAUUUUUUUAUAGAAAUAA
Heterotrigona itama is the source of this 9449-nucleotide messenger RNA. The record is from the annotation of a GenBank genome assembly. NCBI's taxonomy places the organism in Eukaryota, Metazoa, Arthropoda, Insecta, Hymenoptera, Apidae.